AUGGCGAUCUCAGCCCGAAUGGGCCUGGAGUCCUGGUUCUGGAACCCCAAAUCCAUCUUCCUUAUCUGCCACCCUCACCCCAGUUUGAGACUUCGGGGGCUGAUGAUUCCUGUCUUCUGCGUGGUGGAGCAGUUGGACGGCUCUCUCGAAUAUGACAACCGAGAAGAACACGCCGAGUUCGUGCUGGUUCGGAAGGACGUGCUCUUCAGCCAGCUGGUGGAGACGGCGCUGCUGGCCCUGGGCUACUCCCACAGCUCCGCCGCCCAGGCCCAAGGAAUAAUCAAGCUGGGCAGGUGGAACCCGCUCCCGCUCAGCUAUGUGACCGAGGCCCCCGACGCCACGGUGGCCGACAUGCUGCAGGACGUCUAUCACGUCGUGACGCUGAAGAUCCAGCUGCAGAGUUGCUCGAAGUUGGAAGACUUGCCCGCGGAGCAGUGGAACCACGCCACCGUCCGCAAUGCCUUAAAGGAACUGCUCAAAGAGAUGAACCAGAGCACACUAGCCAAAGAAUGCCCUCUCUCCCAGAGUAUGAUUUCAUCCAUUGUAAAUAGCACAUAUUAUGCCAACGUGUCAGCAACCAAGUGCCAGGAGUUUGGGCGAUGGUAUAAGAAGUACAAGAAGAUUAAAGCAAUCCAGCGUCCAAUGCAUUUACCAAAUAUGAAUCAGCUGGCAUCCUUGGGGAAAACCAACGAACAGUCUCCUCAUAGCCAAAUCCACCACAGCACUCCAGUCCGAAACCAAGUGCCCGCGUUACAGCCCAUCAUGAGCCCGGGGCUUCUCUCCCCGCAGCUGAGCCCACAGCUUGUCAGGCAGCAAAUCGCCAUGGCCCAUCUGAUAAACCAGCAGAUUGCCGUGAGCCGCCUCCUGGCUCACCAGCACCCUCAGGCCAUCAACCAGCAGUUCCUGAACCAUCCGCCCAUCCCCAGAGCAGUGAAGCCAGAGCCAACCAACUCCUCUGUGGAAGUCUCUCCCGAUAUCUACCAGCAAGUCAGAGACGAGCUGAAGCGGGCCAGCGUGUCCCAAGCUGUCUUUGCAAGAGUGGCGUUCAACCGCACACAGGGCCUGCUGUCCGAGAUCCUCCGGAAGGAGGAAGACCCGCGGACGGCCUCGCAGUCCCUCCUGGUGAACCUGCGGGCCAUGCAGAAUUUCCUCAACCUCCCCGAGGUGGAGCGGGACCGCAUCUACCAGGACGAGCGGGAGCGGAGCAUGAACCCCAACGUGAGCAUGGUGUCCUCGGCCUCCAGCAGUCCCAGCUCCUCCCGGACCCCUCAGGCCAAAACCUCCACGCCGACAGCAGACCUCCCCAUCAAGGUGGACGGCGCCAACGUCAACAUCACAGCUGCCAUUUACGAUGAGAUCCAGCAGGAGAUGAAAAGGGCCAAGGUGUCCCAAGCCCUGUUCGCCAAGGUGGCUGCAAAUAAAAGUCAGGGCUGGCUGUGCGAGCUGCUCCGCUGGAAGGAGAACCCCAGCCCGGAGAACCGCACGCUCUGGGAGAACCUGUGCACCAUCCGUCGCUUCCUGAACCUCCCCCAGCACGAGCGGGACGUGAUCUACGAGGAGGAGUCGCGGCACCACCACAGCGAGCGCAUGCAGCACGUGGUCCAGCUGCCGCCCGAGCCAGUGCAGGUCCUUCACAGGCAGCAGGCCCAGGCGACCAAGGAGAGCUCCCCUCCCCGCGAGGAGGCCCCGCCGCCGCCGCCGCCCGCAGAAGACAGUUGUGCCAAAAAGCCCCGGUCUCGCACCAAGAUCUCCUUGGAAGCCCUGGGGAUCCUGCAGAGCUUCAUCCAUGACGUGGGCCUGUACCCCGACCAGGAGGCCAUCCACACGCUCUCGGCGCAGCUGGACCUGCCCAAGCACACCAUCAUCAAGUUCUUCCAGAACCAGCGGUACCACGUGAAGCACCACGGCAAGCUCAAGGAGCACCUGGGCGCCGCGGUGGACGUGGCCGAGUACAAGGACGAGGAGCUGCUGACCGAGUCGGAGGAGAACGACAGCGAGGAGGGCUCGGAGGAGAUGUUCAAGGUGGAGGCGGAGGAGGAGGGCGCGGACAAGGGCAAGGCCGCGCCUGCGGACAGCGACCAGAGAUAAUGUGAACCCCGACCAGGCACAGCAAUACAUCGGAUACACCUGUAGAGUGAAUACGUUCAGUAUUUCCCAACCAGAGGUCGCCUUGGCAAAGACACUCGAGUGUUACACUUGGACCAUGGCUGGAGCACAGUCAUGCCGGCCCCGGAGACUCUGCCUUUGCUGUUCUUGCACUUCAUCGAAGAGCCAGGGGGCCAGUCCCGGGAGGAAAAGACAGACGAGACACAUGAAGGAAGCGACACGUGUGUGUAUAUGUAUAUGUACAUAUCUAUAUAUUUACAUAUAUAUAUGAAAAUUGCAUGGGACAGAGAACCUUACAACCGGAAAGAAGAGACUGUGAAAUGAGUUCUUGGAGAAGAGACUUGUUUAUGUAUUAAAAACAAAAAAAAAAACCACUUCCCAGUGAGUCGCUUUGGCUUUUUGAUAAACUUCGGCCUGCUCUCAGGGUGGGGUGACUAUUUUUGAAUUCCUAUUUAUUUUCUGUGUUUAUCCCUGAUUUUUUUUUGAAUUCUAUGGCUUCCUAUCUGGCAGCUUGAUGGGUAAUUUUUGAGGUAUGUAUUUAA
Molecule: messenger RNA, 2648 nt
Organism: Myotis davidii
Lineage: Eukaryota; Metazoa; Chordata; Mammalia; Chiroptera; Vespertilionidae
Gene: SATB2
Product: SATB homeobox 2
Exons: 12
Coding region: 1-2088 (695 amino acids)
Biological process (GO): regulation of transcription by RNA polymerase II; chromatin remodeling
Molecular function (GO): DNA-binding transcription factor activity, RNA polymerase II-specific; RNA polymerase II cis-regulatory region sequence-specific DNA binding
Source: RefSeq, a predicted model, not a curated record